Xyrauchen texanus (razorback sucker) is the source of this 613-nucleotide messenger RNA. It is a transcript of the gene dbi, whose product is annotated as diazepam binding inhibitor (GABA receptor modulator, acyl-CoA binding protein). The transcript is spliced from 4 exons. The coding region runs from base 109 to 372 and encodes 87 amino acids. The record is from RefSeq and is a predicted model, not a curated record. Gene Ontology annotation, biological process: fatty acid metabolic process. Lineage: Eukaryota; Metazoa; Chordata; Actinopteri; Cypriniformes; Catostomidae. Gene Ontology annotation, molecular function: fatty-acyl-CoA binding.
CAUCAUGAGCUUGACAGACGACCGAAGGGUAAGCUUGAGUUUCGCGCUGCCAUCACACAAAGCGGUUUCUGGAGCGUUGCACUUUAGUCGAAGAAAACAUCUAUAAUCAUGUCUGAGGCUGAGUUUCAAAAAGCGGCAGAGGAGGUCAAACAUCUGAAAACAAAACCGGCAGACGCCGAGAUGCUGGAGAUUUACAGUCUGUACAAACAGGGCACCGUAGGAGAUGUAAACACCGCUCGACCUGGCAUGUUAGACUUUACUGGAAAGGCCAAAUGGGAUGCCUGGGAGACAAAGAAAGGCAUGAGUAAGGAGGAUGCUGUGAAGGCAUACAUCGCUAAGGUUGAAGAGCUGAAGGGGAAGUACGGAAUCUAAUGAAUGGAAUCUGCCUUUUACCUGUUCCGUUUUCCCAUCAAUCGCCUUAAUGCCUCCAGUGUGUCCCCUCUCAAUUGUGUUACGGUUACACUGGAGCAUGCAGACUCUGUGGUCUGUGUUAGGCACAGUCCUCGCAGGCCAAGAGAAAUAGUCCACCAGCAACCUGUAGUGAAAAUGGAUUUCCCAUUUUUUUUAAUUAAUGCAAGUUUUUGCAAUGCUAUAAAAUCAAGUUUUUCCAAAA